AUGGGUCAGGGAACUCCGNAAAUAUACAGCAAAACAUACACAAAAGAGUUAGUAUGGAGGGUUUUGGCGAAAUUUCACCUGAAAGAGAUAGAGCAGCUGCCCGUAGUGAUACAAGACGUGAAAUUCAAAAGAGCAACAGUACUACCAGACGAUGGGAAUGUCCAAUUCAUCGUGAAUAUCUUCAAGCAGUCUGGAAAUUUCGAAGUAUUCGAAGGCGGGUCAGUAGUCGCUUCAGGAAAAAUCAGCAUGCCGAAAGACGUGACCAGAGAAUUCGUUCAACUUUCUGGUGAUAUCGAAGAAUCAGAACACAAUGG
Messenger RNA from Leptinotarsa decemlineata (Colorado potato beetle), 314 nucleotides. RefSeq names its product fatty acid synthase-like. Gene Ontology annotation, molecular function: oxidoreductase activity; 3-oxoacyl-[acyl-carrier-protein] synthase activity; fatty acid synthase activity. Lineage: Eukaryota; Metazoa; Arthropoda; Insecta; Coleoptera; Chrysomelidae. The record is from RefSeq and is a predicted model, not a curated record. Gene Ontology annotation, biological process: fatty acid biosynthetic process.